This is a messenger RNA of Thamnophis elegans (Western terrestrial garter snake), 2859 nucleotides long. It is a transcript of the gene MFGE8, whose product is annotated as milk fat globule EGF and factor V/VIII domain containing. Lineage: Eukaryota; Metazoa; Chordata; Lepidosauria; Squamata; Natricidae. The record is from RefSeq and is a predicted model, not a curated record. Gene Ontology annotation, molecular function: calcium ion binding.
AGUCCCUGGGGAGCGAGGGGGCGGAGGGCACUGAGUCACUCGCUCACCGACUUACAUCCCUGCGAGACAGGAAGCCAAACACAAACAGCCGCGGAGUUAGGGACGGGACGGGACGGGAGUCCAGCGCCGGAGGGAACCUCAUGGAGAGAUCCAGCGCCUGGCAGCUCCUGUUGGGGCUUUGGCUCGCCUUCUCCGCCUUCAGCAGCAUCAGAGGUGAUUUCUGUGAUGUAAAUCUGUGCCAGAAUGGAGGAACUUGCCUCAAGAGUCUAGAUGAAUCUCCUUUCUUCUGUGUCUGUGAAGAAGGCUUCACUGGCCUUACCUGCAAUGAAACGGAGAAAGGUCCCUGCAAUCCAAAUCCAUGCAAGAAUGACGGGGAAUGCAGGUUACAUCCCAAUCGGGGUGAUGCCUUCAGUGAAUACAUGUGCAUAUGUCGUCCCGGGUAUAAUGGCAAACAUUGCCAGUACAAUGUGAAUGAAUGUGUUUCCCAGCCCUGCAAGAAUGGAGGGACCUGCCUGGAUCUGAAGGGCAACUUCGACUGUAAAUGCCCUUCGCCCUUCGUGGGGAAGACCUGCCAGAUGCGCUGCAGAGAUGAGUUGGGCAUGCAGACAAAAGCGAUUGCAGACACCCAGUUGACAGCAUCAUCGAUAUAUUACGGCUUCCUAGGCAUGCAACGCUGGGGCCCGGAACUCGCUCGCCUCAACAAGAAAGGAGUUGUGAAUGCCUGGACAGCCAGCAGCUAUGAUAAAAAACCUUGGAUUCAGGUCAAUCUGUUGAAAACAAUGUUCCUCUCUGGGAUUGUUACUCAAGGGGCCGGCCGUGGAGGAUACUCAGAGUAUGUCCAGACUUACAAAGUUUCCUACAGUCUAGAUGGACAAGGAUUUGAAUUCUACAAGGAGGAGGACCAAACAAGGAAAAGAUUUUCCUCGGGCAAUCAAGACAAAUAUACCCCAGCGACCAACAUGUUAACUCCAAUCAUCGCCCAGUAUUUCCGAAUCCCUCCAGGAACGUGCCAUCGUGGCUGCACUCUGCGGUUUGAACUGAUUGGCUGUGAAAUGAAUGUGUAUUUCAACACGGCAGGUUGCUCUGAACCACUGGGCAUGAAGUCCCAUCACAUCUCUGACCGGCAGAUCACAGCCUCCAGCGUGUACAAGACAUGGGGCAUAAGUAAGAUGUCUUGGCUCCCUCACUAUGCCCGCCUUGAUAACACUGGGAAACCCAAUGCCUACGGCCUCACCAAAAAGGCAGGCGAAUGGCUUCAGGUUGAUCUUCAGAAACUGAAAAAAAGUGACGGGAUCAUAACACAGGGAGCACGAGAUUUUGGACACAUUCACUAUUCGCAUCUACAAAGAGGGCCACACGUCAAAAUGCCAGUAUUCCAAGGCAACCAUGAUAACAACUCUCACAAGAAGAACAUGUUUGAUGAGCCCUUCUACGCCCGCUCUGUCCGUAUCUACCCCGAGGCUUGGCAUAACCGCAUCACAUUGCGAAUGGAACUUCUGGGAUGCGACGAGUAGAUGGUUUUGACCCUAGGAGAGAUGGUGUCAAGAAUUGGACAGCUCCACAUUUCCCCACGGAUGCUCUUCCCCCCCCUCCCCCCAUCCCCCAAGAUCCCAUGGGGCUUACAGUCUGCAGCAUCCUCUCCUCCGUCUUUCAUCUUUGCACCGUUCGUAAGAAUGUCCCAUCUUUCACAGGUUGGGCACUGCCAAACUUUUAGAGGUGACACCAGGAGCUGGUGAAAGAAGGGAUUUUAGUAUGUCCCUUUCUGCCCCUUCUUGCUUUCUCCAAUUAUGCGGCUGGCUCUUUGAGGCAUGGUUGCCCAGUCUAGAGGAUCGUGGUAUGACCUCCUCAGUGGGUCCCCAACACUGCACUUUAAGGACCUUAUUCUGUGGCAGGACUCUGUUUUUAAGGUCCUGCCAUGUUUUGGGUUCUCCCGGAGCAUGACCAUACACUGUAGAUUUAAGUGAGUUUAGCAGUCAUUCCUUCUCUCCAAGGCAUCCCCCAAACUAUAAUUUGGGGAAACUUUUGAGCUCUGUAGCAGAGAUCCUCCCUUCUUCUAGAAAUCCCAGUUCCCAGGAUUCUGUUUUUAGGCAGCUGGUGUGCAUUUUAUGGAACAGGUAGUUUUGCCAUGCCGUUUUUGAAAAUUAAAUAGAUGCUCCCAGAUAUAUAUUGUUCCACUCCGGUUACUGAGGGAGAAUACGUCAUCUUCGCUAAUGCUUCUGCCUGAGGAAUGUACAUCACAAUUCUCUCAGCUCCAGCCAAUUCCCACCUGUGUUUCUAUUUAACUUUGCCACCAUGAGGGCUAGAAACUUGAUUUAUUUUUUUAGCCACGAGAAUGAGAUUUUUUUUCCACUUGGCACGGAUCCUGCUGUUUUGUCUUCUUUAGCCCAGAGUCUUCUCGAAGGCACUCCAUCCCUCCCUGCCCCCAAGUAUGUAGGCAUUUUGCUGAGUGGAAGAAACUUGACUGUUUUUCUCCCCUCUCUCUACCCUCAUCCCAGCUGCCACCAAGGAUUCCACACCGUCAUGUCAACUCCAUGCUUGGCAGAGACGCUAAGAAGAAACAGAAUUUUUCUGGAGGGGAAGAAAAACAUUUUUUAAAAAAAAAAACAAGAAAAACGCAAAUAGAUGGGGACCGUUCUUUUGGCAGGGCUGAGGGAGGGGAGGGUUGGGACAUAUGUCUUUCUGUAGUCGGUGGCUGGCUUUGGGGUGGAGUGGGGAGAAAUGAGGAUGGGUUCUGGAAGCAAUUAACCCCAGAGCAAAGGAAAAUCCAAAGUUGUAAGCAAUUUCUGAUGAUGGCUGUGACUUCGCGAUGGGAUGCAGUGUUAAAGAAGGACGGGCAACAUUAAAACAAGAUCUCUGCUU